AUCGUUUAUCCAGCAGUCAUAACUUGCAUCGUCUCUUCCCCUCCUCAACAUCAACCUCAACCUCGACCACAACUUCCCCCUACCCACCCCCCCACACUUACCCGACAUGGCCAAAUCCGUAUCUGUCCUCGUCUACAAGCCUGACUCUCAGAGCACAGACGAGAUGAUCAUGAUCGUAUCCGACCCCGUAGCCUACAAGAAAUGGAAGGACGGUGACCACACCAUCCCCCUUGUAGAAGUGCUCGACUCAUUCUCCGUGUAUCAUUCUGGCCAAGGCUCGCAGGGCAAUCUCGGCAAAGCCUCUAAGCAGCAGCUCGAGACCAUCUUCGAGACCAGCAACGAGGAUGCCAUCGCACUUAUCAUGCUCGAGAAGGGGACGCUCAAGGCGAGCGAGAACUUUGGAGACCCGAGCGUGAGGUUCUCGGAUAGGAAUACCUCAAAUGGAGCGCGUCUUGAUACCCGCGGACAUGGUGCGCGCGGGGUGUAAUACGUCGUGAUAUAGGGAUCGAUGGCGUGAUGAUGUACCUGUACCGUCAAGAGAAAGUUAAAGUCAAUCAACCGUUAACCGCAUAUAUCUGCUUUUUG
Dacryopinax primogenitus is the source of this 585-nucleotide messenger RNA. Its product is annotated as FYSH domain-containing protein. The transcript has 3 exons. Bases 107 to 487 code for a protein of 126 amino acids. Lineage: Eukaryota; Fungi; Basidiomycota; Dacrymycetes; Dacrymycetales; Dacrymycetaceae. The record is from RefSeq and is a predicted model, not a curated record.